AUGAAGAGCUUUAUUGAAAGAGAUUUGAUUAUUAAUCACGAGGACACAGAGUUAAGGUUGGGAUUACCUGGAAAUAAUGAUGAACACUCAUGCAAUAUUGGAUCUAUUGUUAGAAGCAACAAGAGAUCUUUUUCACCGGAAACAAGUGUUGAAGAGUCUUCCAUUUGCAAUGCUUCUAGUCCCUCAACCACAUGCGGUGUUCAACAACCUUCAAAGGUACAAGUAGUUGGAUGGCCACCAAUUAGAUCGUUUAGGAAGAACAGUUUACAACAAAAGAAAGAUGAAGAAGGAAGUGGAAUGUACGUGAAAGUGAGCAUGGCUGGUGCACCUUACUUGAGAAAGAUAGAUCUCAAACUUUACAAAAACUAUUCAGAACUUCUCAUAGCUUUGGAAAAUUUGUUCAACUGCACAUUUGGUAAGAAUCAUUCAGGUGAACAUGCUCCUACGUAUGAGGACAAGGAUGGUGAUUGGAUGCUGGUUGGAGACGUUCCAUGGAACAUGUUCGUAUCCUCGUGCAAGAGGCUAAAGAUAGUGAAAAGACCAGAGACAAUGGGGUUGGCAUGUUUACGGCCAUUCAAAUUAAUUCAAGCUUGCUAG
Vicia faba (fava bean) is the source of this 597-nucleotide messenger RNA. The record is from the annotation of a GenBank genome assembly. NCBI's taxonomy places the organism in Eukaryota, Viridiplantae, Streptophyta, Magnoliopsida, Fabales, Fabaceae.